GCUCUUUAUUUUAAGAACAUCUUUCUCUUAACAUUUCACCAGGCAAUAAGAAUGAGCUUUUGUUGUGGAGAGCACCAGGACUGCAGCGGGACACGUUUCUCAGUCAUUCAUGAUUCAGGUUUUCUGAGAAGAAGCUUCCUCUGAGUUUGAUUAACCAUCCGUGGAAAUCAAAAGAUUGUCACGGCCACGUUCACCACAGCAAAACCAAAGCACACGUUGAAUUUUUAAGGAUUUGUGUUCUUAGUGAAGCUCGUUGGCCUGUAAGUCGUGGACAUCACCAGCGCAGACGGAGGGGAGCCCAUUGUUCCUGAGACACUUCACAACAAGCUGCUGCUGUGCAGAGAACCAGUUCAGGGUGGUCCAUUCAGAUCAGAACCCGACUACUGGACAUGUGAGACAUGCUGCAGAGAAACACCAGGGCUGCAGCGUCUCGUCAGGAGGAUGGUUAAGCUUGCAGCACAUGUGGAAAACUCCAGAAAACAGUCGUGAGAGUUUCUGACCCGCCGACAUGCAAACAUCAGCAACGUGCUGCCAGUCGCCACGACGACAGACUGAUGCUCAGCUGCUGUCACGUCUGUUAACGCUCGUGGCUCAGAGCGUUAGCGUGCUAACAUCCACUAACUAUAGAAGCUCAGGAUGUUCACCGGUACCAUCCUAUCACAUCACACAGGAUGAAGGUUUAGUCUGUCCCAGUGCAGACCUUCAGAGCGAGGAGGAAAUGACCCAGCUGAGUGUCCGUCGCUGGACGCCCAAACACGUCGCCAAGUGGCUGAAGGAAGAGGGCUUCUGCGACUAUGUGGACCUGCUGUGCAACAAGCACCGCCUGGACGGCACCAGCCUGCUCGCCCUCAGCGAGUACGACCUCCGCUCGCCACCUCUGGAGCUCAAGGUGCUGGGCGACAUUAAGCGGCUGAUGGUGUCCAUCCGCAAGCUUCAGAAACAGAACAUUGACGUGCUGGAGGAGCUGGGUCUUCCCUACGAUGGCCACUCUCCUACAGGCUCUGGAGGCAGUUUGGACUGGCUUUGUAACGGAGACUCAGGCAGGGACUGUGACAGCACUGACACGGCGCCGGUGGGCGAGGAGUACCACCAGUACACCAACGGGAAGUACAAGCAGCAGAUGAGACGCCUCGACCCGGAGUACUGGAAGACGGUGCUCAGCUCCGUGUAUGUGGUGUUCGUGUUCGGGUUCACGUCCUUCGUCAUGGUCAUCGUGCACGAGCGGGUGCCUGACAUGCGCACAUACCCCCCACUGCCAGAUAUCUUCCUAGACAGUGUGCCUAGAAUACCGUGGGCCUUUGCGAUGGCUGAAGCAUGUGGAGUUAUCCUCUGUAACAUCUGGCUGCUGGUUUUGCUGCUGCAUAAACACAGGUCCAUCCUGUUGCGGCGCAUGUGCAGCCUCAUGGGGACGGUGUUCAUGCUGCGCUGCAUCACCAUGUUCGUCACCUCCCUGUCUGUGCCAGGACAGCACCUGCAGUGCUCAGGAAAGAUGUACGGCGACAUGUGGGCCAAGCUGCAGCGAGCUGUGGCCAUCUGGAGCGGUUUUGGGAUGACCCUGACCGGAGUGCACACGUGUGGCGACUACAUGUUCAGCGGCCACACCGUGGUCCUCACCAUGCUCAACUUCUUCGUCACUGAGUACACUCCACGAAGCUGGAACUUCAUUCACACUUUGUCUUGGGUCCUCAAUCUCUUCGGCAUCUUCUUCAUCCUGGCUGCACAUGAACACUACUCCAUCGACGUGUUCAUCGCCUUCUACAUCACCACCAGACUCUUCCUGUACUACCACACUCUAGCCAACACCCGGGCCUACCAGCAGAGCCGACGAGCUCGCAUCUGGUUCCCCAUGUUCUCCUUCUUCGAGUGCAACGUCAACGGGCCUGUCCCCAACGAAUACUGCUGGCCUUUCUCCAGACCUGCAGUGAUGAGGAGGCUGAUUGGAUAACGAGCAGCAGCAGCAGCAGCAGCGCCGUCAGACACGUCGUCUUCGGCUGUGCUGCUUCAUCCGCUUUGUCAAGUUGCCAACUGAUGCGGUUUGUGUGACAUCCUCGACAACAAAAAGACGAUGCCUGAUGUGAUUUUGUCAGCACGGAGGUCUGAUGGGAUACACAGAGCCAUACCCUCUUAUAUUUUGAGACUUAGCUUCCAACCUGAGUCCCCUGUCAACAUUUUUAGGCGGAUUAAAGAAAAUCUACAAAACCCUGCUGGGUGUUUUUAAAAGGCCCCAUCACAUCAUCUUGUGUUUAGAGAUGUGUCACACUUAUUGGUUGCUUCUUUUUCCUCUGAAGGGAUUUCAUUUUAUGUAGCACGAGUUGCAUUUUCCAUUACCUCCCAGGUUAAAGGUGCAUUUGUUCCAGAGUGUUUGGAUCGCACACGAUAAAAGGAAGCAUCACCAACGAAUCUCAGGCAGUGCUGCAGCGAGUCCUCCACGGCCGUCCAACACCUUCUGUUAAAACACUUUCUGCAGUCAAAGUACUUGAUCAUUUGGAAGUUUGGAUCUGGAUUACUGACUGACAGUUUUGUAAUUUAUUAAACCACUGCUCUAUGGACCACUGUUGAAGCAAUAUGUAUAGAUCUACAUUACAGUGUAUAGCAAAUAUAUUUUUCGUCAAAUUGAGAAACAGAUGUAGUGAACGUCCGCCUGCAUUUCUUGAGAUCAUGCUCCCAUUUUGACAAUAUUAGUGAAGACUGACAGAUAACUUCAUGGCUCAUUGUGAGGUGUACAACAACACAGUGCUUCUAUUGUUGUCAUAGCUUGCUUUUUCCUCACCAGACCUUUAAAGGAAAUGCAUUCAAGGAAAUGUCACUAUCGGCCAAAAAAGUGGAACGAUGGAGUUUUUUUUUUUUUCCCAGCUGUCUUAAAUAUAAUUCCAUUUGCCAAUUACCUUGAGUGUUAAGAUGAUAGGUUUCUCUGUGUAGAAAUGUCCAAAAUCUUUCAUGUUUACUGUCCGAUAACUGUAUUAUACUUUUUUUUUAAAGGUUAUCAUGCAGUGUAAAUGACCAGACCAAGUACCAUGAGCUGUUCCUCAUAUUAAUCCUUUGACAUUAAUCUGUAGUAAACAGACCCGUAAAUUUGUAUGUAUUUGUUUAUAUUAAUUUAUUUCAUUUUAUAAAUGUCAAUAGGUAUUUUUAUAUUCCAUAUACAAAGGUACAGCAACAUGCACAUGGAGAAAUAUGUUUACAGUUGCUUUGAACUAUGUUUGAAACACAAUGUGCUAUUUAAGUGUCCAGUUGAGUUCAGGUUGUCCUCUGCAUUUCAUGGAGUGAAACUUGCCAUUGUAGUAGAAGAUCAUUGAUUUGGUCGUUGCAGCGUGUUGAAGACGUGAUUAUUCUGAACUGAGUUGUCGGUCUGACGCGUUCUUCCACUGAGGAGGGAUGUUGUUCAUAUGCUGCUGCAAAGCCACAUUACUCGUUUCUUGUCUCGUUGGUCAUUUCCAUCAUUAAAGAGCUGAAAUGAGA
This is a messenger RNA of Stegastes partitus (bicolor damselfish), 3459 nucleotides long. It is a transcript of the gene samd8b, whose product is annotated as sterile alpha motif domain containing 8. Gene Ontology annotation, molecular function: ceramide cholinephosphotransferase activity; sphingomyelin synthase activity; protein binding. The coding region runs from base 509 to 1945 and encodes 478 amino acids. The transcript is spliced from 6 exons. Gene Ontology annotation, cellular component: endoplasmic reticulum membrane; Golgi membrane; plasma membrane. Gene Ontology annotation, biological process: ceramide biosynthetic process. The record is from RefSeq and is a predicted model, not a curated record. Lineage: Eukaryota; Metazoa; Chordata; Actinopteri; Pomacentridae.